AUGAAGGAAAAAUGCAAGAACGCGGCGAAAACGCGGAGAGAGAAGGAGAACGGAGAGUUUUAUGAGCUGGCCAAGCUCCUGCCUCUGCCGGCGGCCAUCACCUCCCAGCUGGACAAGGCCUCCAUCAUCCGGCUGACCAGCAGUUACCUCAAGAUGAGGGCAGUCUUCCCCGACGGUCUGGGUGAUGGAUGGGGUCAGUCAACAAGGUUCAGUCCUCUGGACAGCAUGGCUAAAGAACUGGGUUCCCACCUUUUACAGUAACUUCUUUGUUACAUCACUCAGACUCUGGACGGCUUCGUGUUUGUGGUUGCCUCUGAUGGUAAAAUCAUGUACAUCUCAGAAACAGCAUCAGUCCACCUUGGCUUGUCCCAGGUGGAGCUAACAGGAAAUAGUAUAUUUGAGUACAUCCACCCAUCAGACCAUGAUGAGAUGACAGCGGUGCUGGGUGUUUGCCAGCCCCCAAACCAUCACUUCUCUCCAGAUUAUGAAAUAGAGCGCUCCUUCUUCUUGAGGAUGAAGUGUGUUCUUGCUAAACGAAAUGCAGGACUGACAUGUGGAGGAUAUAAGGUCAUUCACUGCAGCGGCUACCUGAAAGUUCAUCAGUACAUGAUUGACAUGGCGCUGUAUGAAUCCUGUUAUCAGACUGUGGGUCUGGUGGCAGUUGGUCACUCCCUACCCCCAAGUGGUAUCACUGAGAUAAAACUCCACAGCAACAUGUUCAUGUUUCGGGCCAGCCUGGACUUUAAACUCAUCUUCUUGGACACGAGGGUGGCAGAGUUGACGGGCUAUGAGCCUCAGGACCUGAUAGAGAAGACUCUCUACCACCAUGUCCAUGCCUGUGAUGUUUUUCAUCUACGCUAUGCUCACCAUUUAUUACUGGUGAAGGGGCAGGUCACCACAAAGUACUACCGCAUGUUAUCGAAGCAUGGAGGCUGGGUGUGGGUUCAGAGCUGUGCCACCAUCGUCCACAACAGCCGCUCCUCCAGACCUCACUGUAUUGUCAGUGUGAACUACGUCCUCACGUGA
This is a messenger RNA of Seriola dumerili (greater amberjack), 1026 nucleotides long. RefSeq names its product single-minded family bHLH transcription factor 2 (gene sim2). The transcript is spliced from 8 exons. Gene Ontology annotation, molecular function: DNA-binding transcription factor activity, RNA polymerase II-specific; RNA polymerase II transcription regulatory region sequence-specific DNA binding; protein dimerization activity. Gene Ontology annotation, cellular component: nucleus; transcription regulator complex; cytoplasm. The record is from RefSeq and is a predicted model, not a curated record. NCBI's taxonomy places the organism in Eukaryota, Metazoa, Chordata, Actinopteri, Carangiformes, Carangidae. Gene Ontology annotation, biological process: regulation of transcription by RNA polymerase II.